UAACCUCUGACUUCACGUUUUCUUCGCACAUUUCUCUUCUUUUCGAUCUUUCCCUCCCUUUUCUCUACGCUCAUUUUUUCCCAAGAAAAUAACCUUAAGAAAAGGAGGAAAAUAAGAAUAUUAUGCCUGCCGGCUUCUCUCUCCUGUCUCUUCCGCCGGAUACCUGACGACCCCCUCUUUGCCGGAGUCAGCAUGCCGCCAUCAACCGCCAUGGUCAACGGUAUCCGCGUCACCAAUAACCCCGCCGAACGGCCCGCCGCGGAAUGCCUGAGCAACCCGGAGUGGCCGUUCGGACGGCUUGACGGCCUCGACGCGGAUGAUUUCCGGGAAGCUGCGUACGAGAUAUUUUUCACGGCGUGCAGGUCGUCGCCGGGAUUCGGUGGCCGGACUGCGAUAUCAUAUUACAGUCCAUCCGAAGGAGGAGACGGAAGCGGGUCUGGAGCGGGUCAUGAUUCUGGAAACAGCUGGUCACCAAGGAAGUAUAGGUACCCGGGCAGGGCGUAGGAAUGGCGGUGACAAGCAGGGUGAAGCGGGCGCUAGGGUUGAAAAUGUUGAGGCGGUCGCCAUCCCGGAGAGCCAACUCGUGCGGGUCAUUGCCGUCGUCACCCAACUCCGGCAACGGUGGAUCUCCAAGGAUGAACUUCACGGUGCCAGGGCGGGGGAGGCGGCCGAUGACAUCGGCUGAGAUCAUGCGAAGGCAAAUGAAAGUGACGGAGCAAAGUGAUAAUCGGCUACGUAAAACUCUCAUGCGUACUCUUGUUGGCCAGAUGGGCAGGCGGGCAGAGACGAUCAUCCUUCCACUGGAGCUUCUCCGCCACCUCAAACCCUCCGAAUUCAACGACCCCCGCGAGUACCACAUCUGGCAGCAACGCCAGCUCAGGAUUCUCGAGGCCGGAAUCCUCCUCCACCCCGCCGUCCCUCUUGAAAAGUCCAACCCAUCCGCCGCCACUCUCCGGAACGUCAUUCAGUCCGCCGACGCCAAGCCACUCGACACCGGGAAAAACUCUGAGCCCAUGAGAAACCUCGUCAACUCCGUCGUCUCCUUAGCCUGGAGAAACGCCGACGACGGCUCCACGGCCGCCGACAUUUGCCACUGGGCCGACGGAUACCCUCUCAACAUUCACAUCUACAUCGCCCUCCUCUCCUCUGUUUUUGACACGAAAGAUGACACCUUGGUCCUCGACGAGGUUGAUGAGUUGCUGGAGCUCAUGAAGAAGACUUGGUCAACUCUGGGGAUAAACAGGUCAAUUCACAACUUAUGCUUCACUUGGGCUCUUUUUGAGCAGUACUUUAACACAGGGCAGGUUGAGCCUGAUCUUCUUGGAGCAUCUCUGGCUAUGUUAGCUGAAGUUGCAAAUGAUGCCAAGAAACUGGACAGGGAACCCAUUUAUGUGAAGAUGUUGGAUAAGGUUUUGAGUUCAAUGAAAAGAUGGUCAGAAAAGAGGUUGCUUGACUAUCAUGGCAGUUUUGACAAGGGAAAUGUUGGUUUGAUGGAAAGUGUUCUUCCAUUGGUUUUCUUGGCCACAAAAAUCUUGGAAGAGGAUGUUCCUGGUUAUGUCAUUAACAAUGGUGUUGGAGAUAGAACAGCAGGAAACAGGGUGGAUCACUACAUCCGGUCUUCCAUGAGAAGUGCAUUUGCAAAGGUGUUGGAGGAUAUGAACAUUAAUGGCACGAUGUUUGAGAUGCAAGAAGUGAGUGACACCCUAAUAAAGUUAGCAAAUGUGACAGAAGAGUUGGCAGCUAAGGAGAAAGAUAUUUUCAGUUCUUCACUUAAGAAAUGGCACCCAGUUGCAGUUGGAGUUGCAGCCGUAACGCUACACACGUGCUACGGGACUUUGCUAAAGCAGUACCUUGCGAGCGAAACAUCUAUCACGAAUGAGACAGUUCAAGUCCUGGAGAGAGCCGGAAAGCUAGAAAAUAUGCUGGUUCAAAUGGUGGUUGAGGACUCAGUUGAAUGCGAGGAUGGUGGGAAAGCCAUUGUGAGAGAAAUGGUUCCAUAUGAAGUUGAGUCGAUCAUAUUAGGUCUGGUUCGACAAUGGAUUCAAGAUAAGGUGAAGAUUGGUAGGGACAUUCUUGAGAGAGCAAAAGACACAGAGACAUGGAACCCAAAGUCCAAGAAUGAGCCAUAUGCUCAAUCUGCGGUAGAAUUGAUGAAGCAAGCUAAAGAAGUGGUAGACAACUUCUUUGAACUUCCGAUUAGCAUAACAGAAGAUUUAGUUCAGAAUUUAGCCGAGGGCAUGGAGCACGUUUUCUGCGACUACAUUGCCUUUGUUGAAUCAUGUGGAUCGAAACAGAACUAUGUUCCUACUCUCCCUCCACUAACAAGAUGUAGCCAAGACUCACGUUUUUUCAAGCUAUGGAGGACGAGUUCAUGUACCAUAGGUGUGUACAGUGACAACCAUCGUUUCAUUAGCAAUGCCAAUCAAGUGCGCCCAUCCACAAGCCGUGGAACACAACGCUUAUACAUUCGACUCAACACUCUACAUUAUGUUCUUUCGCAACUUCACGCCAUCGAUAAAACACUUGCCCUCAAUCCAAGAGUUGUCCAAUCUACAACCAUUCGCCGUUCGAAAAGUAACCUAUCGAGCUCCAUUUCAUUCUUCGAACAAUCACGGACAGCCAUUCGGGCAGCAGUCCAACACGUGUCUGAAGCUUCAGCGUACCGUCUAGUUUUCCUUGACUCAAACUACGUAUUCUACGGAAGUUUAUAUGUGGAGGAUGUAGAGAAUGCACGAAUACAACCCGUUUUGAGAGUACUAAAGCAAAACCUCACACUCUUGUGUGCAAUCGUCACAGAACGGGCCCAACCAAUGGCGAUCAAAGAAGUGAUGAAGGCUACUUUUGAGGCAUACCUCAUGGUUUUGCUUGCUGGUGGAUCUUCGAGAGUGUUUUGUAGAAGUGAUCAUCAUAUGCUCGAGGAAGACUUUUGUAGCCUAAAAAAGAUGUUUUACACAUGUGGGGAAGGAAUGGUGGUGGAAGAUGUGGUGGACAGGGAGGCGGAGACCGUGGAAGGGGUACUAUCUUUGAUGAGCCAAUCGACCGAGCAAUUGAUAGAAGACUUCAACACUAUGGUGUGUGAAACUGGCCAGAUAGGGGUUGCAGGUGCGAUGGUGCAAAAGGUGUCAAUGCCUCCCACAACAGGAAAAUGGAGCAGAACAGAUCCCAAUACAAUCUUAAGAGUGCUUUGUUACAGGAAUGAUAAAACUGCCAAUUUUUUCUUGAAGAAAACUUUCCACUUGGCAAAGAGGAGGGGUUGAAAUAUGGGUACCGAAGAACUAACACUUUAUUGUACAUACUAAUAUGAUAACAAAAUCAGGACAAAGAAUUAAAAGAAAGACAAGUAUGGACAUGCAUUUCGUGAAAUUAAGAUUCAAUGGUGAGAUAUUUCUUAUUUGGUUGUAUCAUCAAGUCAUUGGUGUGGGUUGAGAGACAUUGUAAUGGUUUUUGUGUUUUCUUUAUUUUGUCUUAGAGAUUAGAGUAGGCAUUAUAAAAUUUAUACACCAUGACGUAGAAAGAAAGUUCUUUUUCAUUCUUGAGACUUGAGAGCAUAAUUAAUUGAGAAUACUAUCCGAAAUAUGACUGUCCUAUUUUGGAAUUUU
Messenger RNA from Cuscuta europaea, 3599 nucleotides. Lineage: Eukaryota; Viridiplantae; Streptophyta; Magnoliopsida; Solanales; Convolvulaceae. The record is from the annotation of a GenBank genome assembly.